Messenger RNA from Botrytis sinoallii, 1614 nucleotides. RefSeq lists its product as uncharacterized. The record is from RefSeq and is a predicted model, not a curated record. The transcript is spliced from 2 exons. Bases 1 to 1614 code for a protein of 537 amino acids. Gene Ontology annotation, molecular function: pyridoxal phosphate binding; threonine synthase activity. Gene Ontology annotation, biological process: L-threonine biosynthetic process. Lineage: Eukaryota; Fungi; Ascomycota; Leotiomycetes; Helotiales; Sclerotiniaceae.
AUGACUGACCACACCCCUUCACAAAGAUAUCUGUCGACCAGAGGUGGCGACUACGGAUUAUCAUUCGAAGAAGUCGUGCUGAAAGGUCUCGCUGCUGAUGGAGGAUUAUUCAUUCCUGAACAAAUUCCAUCAGUACCUGAGAACUGGGAGUCAAAAUGGAAGGACUUGUCGUUCUCUGACCUCGCAUUCGAAAUCCUUUCUCUCUACAUCUCUCCUUCCGAAAUCCCACAUGCAGACUUGAAAGAUAUCAUCAAUCGAAGUUACUCUACAUUUCGCGCUCCGGAAACUACACCUCUCGUUCCUCUCAGCGAAAAGGAUAAUCUAUACCUUUUAGAAUUAUUCCACGGUCCUACGUUUGCAUUCAAAGAUGUUGCAUUACAAUUACUUGGAAAUCUCUUCGAAUACUUCCUCGUCAGGCGGAACAAAGGCAAGGAGGGAAAAGACAGACACCAUCUUACAGUUGUUGGGGCUACAAGUGGUGAUACUGGAUCUGCAGCUAUCUACGGUCUUCGAGGCAAGAAAGAUGUCUCAGUCUUCAUCUUGCAUCCAAAGGGUAGAGUCAGCCCUGUGCAAGAGGCUCAAAUGACGACAGUUUUGGAUGCCAACGUGCACAACUUGGCUGUUGAAGGCACUUUUGAUGAUUGCCAGGAUACUGUCAAAGCUCUAUUCGCGGAUCCGCAGAUCAACGAGACGAUGAACCUUGGAGCUGUCAAUUCUAUCAAUUGGGCAAGAAUUUUGGCACAAACCACAUACUACUUCCAUGCAUACUUCUCUCUUCAAAAGUCGUCUGGAUAUAAACCCGAAAACAAAGUCCGCUUUGUGGUGCCUACUGGCAAUUUUGGUGACAUUCUGGCUGGAUAUUUCGCGAAGCGCAUGGGUCUACCGGCUGAAAAGCUUGUGAUUGCGACGAAUGAGAAUGACAUUUUAUACCGCUUCUGGAAAACGGGACACUACGAGAAGAAGGCGGUUCAUGGUGUCGAAGCUGAAGGUGGACUCGUUGAAGAUGGAGUCAAAGCACACGAGGAUGGUGUCAAGGAGACACUUAGUCCAGCUAUGGACAUUCUUGUCUCAAGUAAUUUUGAGCGAUUGCUGUGGUUUUUGGCCUACGAGUAUGCCUCUGCCGCUGGUAUGGAUGAUGAGUGGAAUAAAAAGCAAGCUGGUCAGGAAGUCGAAGUCUGGCUUAAACAAUUGAAAACAAACGGUGGAUUCAAUGUCCAAGACGAAAUCCUCAAGGCUGCGAACAGAGAUUUCGAGAGCGAAAGAGUCAGCGACAAGCAAACCAUCGACACAAUUAAGGAUUUUUAUACUAGUGGUUCCUACGUUUUGGAUCCACAUUCAGCCAUUGGUGUAGCUGCUUCAUUACGAUCCGUCUCCCGCUCACCAAAUGCAUAUCACAUUUCUCUCUCAACAGCACACCCAGCCAAAUUUGCAAAUGCUGUUGAUCUUGCAUUGAAGGAUGAAAAGAGCUUCAGCUUUGAUACAGUACUCCCCAAAGAAUUUGUUGGGUUAGAAGAAAAAGAGAAACGAGUCAGAGUUGUACCUAGUACUUCUUGGGAAGAUGUUCGGGCAAUUGUUGUCGAGGAGGUCGAGGCAGAAUUAAAAGGAAUGUCAUGA